Fibroporia radiculosa is the source of this 762-nucleotide messenger RNA. RefSeq lists its product as uncharacterized. The record is from RefSeq and is a predicted model, not a curated record. The transcript is spliced from 3 exons. Bases 1 to 762 code for a protein of 253 amino acids. NCBI's taxonomy places the organism in Eukaryota, Fungi, Basidiomycota, Agaricomycetes, Polyporales, Fibroporiaceae.
AUGGCGGCGACCAAGACUGUUCAACAUCACCUGGAUCUUCACGUCCAUGGGGAAGACACACUCGCAUUUGAGUCGCUCGCAGUAUGGGACAUGCCUGGCGACAGGGUUAUGGAACUGUACAGGUGGCUCAACGACACCCGCUCGAAGACAACUAUGGGAGUUUUUCUUUGUGGAUCACGCAUACAAGCUCCGUACGAAGUGGAAUCUGAAUCUGAAGAUCUUCUCGAGGGGUUGACCACAUUUGCACUUGCCACGGACUUCAAAAUCACGUUGAUACACAAGCUGCGGCUACGCUGGCUGGCCUUCGUCUGCAAUGACACUACGCCAUGGUCGUCUCCGGAUAUCAGCGCAUCAUGGAUUGUUUCCCUGGUUUCUCGACAACGGAUCUCGAGGAUCACCUUCGAUUUCUUCAAUGGGACGUGCGGGCCGCUCUCCAAGAGCAGCGAUGACUAUACUACAUCCCCCCUCAUAGACAUGUUCACAUACAUACCAGAAUUUGCAUGCCGGGAGCCAGAGGUAGUCAAAGGAGAUAUUCCUAACAGUCUGGUAUACGGCACGUUGCCUGUGUCAGACGCAUUCAUACGAGAUCUUCUCCGCAGACUGGAGGACGAGCUGGGUCGUAAAGGCUGGUCCUCACGUGGAACCCUCACGCUGCUGCCUUAUACUAAACGGAUGAUUCCUGGAAUAGAGUUCUAUAGGAAGGUUCCUCGGUUUUAUACAAAGCCUUCGGAGCUAGAUUUCUGUAAAGGUAUUGUGCGAUAA